AUGCCAACUGGGCCCCACUUCUUCCCCAACUCGACAUCGAUAUCUCUGCGUUCACCAUCUGAAUAUGACUUUUACAUUCCAGUUGUGGACAUAUUCACGCUCGACACCGAAGUUUUGAUCCCACGUGAUGCGGACAGCCCGUCUCCCACUACAGCACUCGUUCGUGCCGGAUACCUGGGUCAUGUGCCACAUGCACCAUCUCUUGCAUUUUCACUGCAUACUUUAGAACACUUCCGACUUCUACGAGCCCGCAAGCCCUCAUUCAGUAUCGAGGCAUUUGGAAAAGUAUUGUGCGAUUCGUACAAGAUACCUUAUCGACGACGCUAUCGUACAUGCUUGUCGGGGGCAUUUGAUACCUACCUAGCCAUUCUCCGUGGUGUUGACAGGAAGAUCAACGAAACUCUUGGCCGUGAUGCUCCCAACUGGCGUGUUCUCAAUGCCUGCCCCCCUUGCACUUAUGAAUUGGAGGGAGAGCCCACUCUCACCUUUGGACGGAUGUAUGUCCUUGAUGGUGGGAACUCAGCAAAACGAAUGGCAGAAGGUGCACGUAAUUGUGGCGAUAUGCGGCAGUAUACCGAGAGUGACUACAUUCUUCCCGCACUUACGUUGACCACUGAUGAAGAUGCCGAUGCAGACCCGUCAAGACACACCAUUGCAUCAGACUGCAGCAAGAACUGGAAGGCUGCUGCAAGCGACGAAAAGAAGCGGAUGUGGAGCAUUUUUGAUGAAACAGGCAUCUUUGUCUCUGCCUGUCGCCAUGGCCUUGUUUUGUGGGUAGCAGAUAUGGUUCGCAGUGGAGAACUGGCCAAGUACCCCCUCGCAAUUAUAUCUAAGGUUCUCGAGCUCCUCGGCGAGCGCUCUCUUGCUGCCUAUGACAUUGGCUGUGGGUUCGCAUCAACAAUCCGUGCCAGCAGCCUUGGAAAAGCAUUCGAGCAGCAAGGCUGCCGUAUCUGCGUUGAUGCGUUCCAUGGUUACGCACACAACUACGCAUGUCAAACCAAGAAUCAUCCAAAUGGCAUUCAAGGCGCAGGCAUCGAGGACUUCGGAGCCAUCAAACGCUUCUUCAGUGCAUCUAACGCACUCGCUCCUGUCAUCCGCUAUGCAACUGCCUACCGUCGUUCUGUCUUUCUCGAUCUCUUCUUCAAACAAUGGGACGACGACAAAUACCUGAACCUUGCCACAAUGAUCUACCACAACUACAAGCAAUCUAUUAACAUUAUAGCAUCGGAGUCUCUUGCCCUCGAUGGUGCCAAGGCAUCGCUUGGCAUCCAGGAUGGUGAUCUGGAGGCUUGGCGUCAAGAAGAGAUUGAAUAUAUUGCUGGUCUUGGCAAGGAGACCACGUGGGAUAUCCACGCUAUGGCAUAUGUCAAGCUUCUUCAUAAGUUGAGGGACGCGCAGACUUGCGCAAGCGAUGCAUCCUUGCAGUUUCUAUCUACGAUGCCAUCCGAUUAUCAAUUUUUGUCCCCCUCACAGGACAUGUCAUAUUCCGCCAAUGUGUCAGCUACGAGAAAACUUGAAACUCAACGUAGGUACCACUCCGAACGCCUCGACACACUUCAACAUGAGGUAGUCGCCUUGGAGGUCAAGAUGGGUAUCACUCACCGGUGGCAGCCAACCUCACCAGAGUAUCAAGAAACCAUGAAAUAUAUGGCGAUGCACACCUAUCAGCGUGCCCUCGAUAACCUCCAGCGCCUAGUAGUGCAGCGUCUAUUUGAGUUGCAAAAGCUUAAUAUCUCUCAGACAGCCUACAAGAUGCGCACUCAUAUCUCGAAGUCGCUUCAGACGCGUUGUCACGCCAUUCAAACUGCCAUCAAGAAAUACAAUGAGGCAGCAUCACAGCUCCACCCACCGCGUCCGCCGCUUGAAUGGUCCAAGGUGUCGCACUACAGUUUCCUCGAGGAGUUCAAUCUUCUCCGUGAGACACAGCAAGACAUCCGCGACAAGAUGUGGGCGAAACCAGCUAUUCGUGAGACGAUGCGGCAAUGGCUACGCAUACAGCGUGCGAAGGAAGAGAUUGAGAGGUGCAAUGUUGAAGUCCGGCGUUUGCAUACAUCUAUCGUGGACGAAGACCGGCACUUCACUCGUGUUCUUUCUUCACUUGAAGACUCACCUUUAUAUUUCGCUGUUCAAGAAUUCUGCACACACCGGCGGCUGGUCAACUCCCAGCUCCUUGACCGCAUCUUCCAGAUAUAUGCACUUCCCGGCUUUAGUGGGGUGGCCUCUCCAGGCUUAAGGAAGGGGCGAGUUGAUCUCGAUGGAGAGGGAGAUGGUAUGGACGGUAUCCUUGUUGGUCAUGAGCAUGAGCACGAUCGUGAUGGUGACGAUGAAACCAUCGAGGCGCUCGAUGACGAAGGUGAUGACAUGCAGGAUAUCGGGACUUUAGUAGAAUACCUGUCGGAUCUUGCACUUACUCACUGA
Messenger RNA from Suillus plorans, 2418 nucleotides. RefSeq lists its product as uncharacterized. The record is from RefSeq and is a predicted model, not a curated record. The transcript has 7 exons. NCBI's taxonomy places the organism in Eukaryota, Fungi, Basidiomycota, Agaricomycetes, Boletales, Suillaceae. Bases 1 to 2418 code for a protein of 805 amino acids.